Messenger RNA from Glarea lozoyensis ATCC 20868, 1629 nucleotides. RefSeq lists its product as uncharacterized. The record is from RefSeq and is a predicted model, not a curated record. Bases 1 to 1629 code for a protein of 542 amino acids. Lineage: Eukaryota; Fungi; Ascomycota; Leotiomycetes; Helotiales; Helotiaceae. The transcript has a single exon.
AUGUCCCCACCCCAUUUCGAGUACCGCCCCUGUGAAAAGACACACUGUCCAUACAGUGAUGAUCCGCAUCAGCAUCGCACGCUGAUAGUUGAUGGACCCGAUCCUUUCAGAAAUUUCCAACCUCUUUCUCCAGUCUCGACCAGUUCAAGCUCUAUAUCAGAGCACUCGGUAAUACGCCGCUUCCAAGCUGCACAAAACCGACGACAAGCAAUGGCAAGGAUUGCGGCAGUAUCAACAUGGAGACUGAACAGAAUAUGGAAUUCUAUGAGUGGCCCAUUGUCUCUCCUGCGUCGCAGAACACUGGCUCGCUUAACAAAUCGGCUUCAGGAGAGAGAAAGAUCCAACUUUAGGGGUAAUUCGUGGUCUACAGCAUCUUCAUACUUUUCUCUCUCACGCAAACACCUGCUCAGCAAGUCACCUUCAAUGAAGAGUGAGUCCUUGGAUGAACAGCACAAUUUGGAGUCUUGCGACAACGUUGACCACAACAACUGGACGCUCUACCUUAAGCCUGUCAAACAGAGCUUGGAAAAACCGACCAUAAAUAUAUUCGUACUACCAGGGUUCAGCUUACAUGAACUAGCAUUCCUCGUUGAAGACCUAACAGUUAUGCAAGUUCGUGUUCCUGACAGUCUAGCCUAUUGUGAUCCUCUAUUCGUGAACCACAAUCGCUCGACUGUAUUAUGUCCUCAGACACCUGAAAUCAGAGUGGUGUCUCCCAGUCCAGACGCCCAAGGAAGAGUCACUGUGGAAAGUGAUUAUUUCGGUAGUGGAGGUCAAGUGCGAGACGGGAAACUCGAUAUUCCUUCAAGGCUGCUGUCUAUCGAUGAAACACAGUCGCUUGAGUUCCCAAAACCCAAAGAGCCUCGAGCAGAAAACGGACACGUGAAAGUUGGCCAUCUUCAGGUCCCCGAGCGACCCCUAGUGAAUCCUCACAACCAAGUUCGAGUUCCUGACGGAGAUCAACAGGAAGCGCAUACUUUAGCAUCCGAGAGAGGGAUCGAAGGUGUUGACUUUAUACCGGUAACAGACUCGAUUAAGGAGCGUGAGACUCAACGUGUACCUAGGCAGAUCGACAAAGAUCACAGCGCCCUCCGAGAAGGCGAGACGUCAUUGAAUCGACUCACAAAGAGAACUAGAGAAUGCUGCCGAGCACUUAUGAGAAGGAUAGUUCCGCUUUCGAGACAGCCCAAGACCUCAGCGACAUCAAACUCAGUGAAGUCCCUCGGUGUUCAAGCUCCUGCUGAGCGGGAGAUUAUUGUUAGAACCUACGAGGUUGAUGUCUCCAGCAACGCUCAACAAGGUGCCCAGCAACUUGAGCAGCAAACGACUUUGACAUCGCAUGAGCAUCGCGGCCGUUCGGAUGCUCUAGUUUCGUCAAGUUCGCCACUUGAGCAUCAAUUGUCUGAUAAAACUACGGACGACAAGGACGUGCUUUCAAAAGUGCGUAGUUCGUUGUCAAAACGAAAACAGGGGUGGCAACGAGUGGCAUCACUACGGUCCAGGCGACGCUCACUGGUAGCAUUUCGGGGAAGCUUUUCAUUUGUGGCUGCCGAAAACGAUUGCGCCGACUCGAUGACUGAGAACCGAGAAGUGGAGCGUUCUAUAUCUCCUCGCACUUGUCCAGCGUGA